Messenger RNA from Hermetia illucens (black soldier fly), 1916 nucleotides. Its product is annotated as endoplasmic reticulum membrane-associated RNA degradation protein-like. NCBI's taxonomy places the organism in Eukaryota, Metazoa, Arthropoda, Insecta, Diptera, Stratiomyidae. The coding region runs from base 39 to 1892 and encodes 617 amino acids. The transcript is spliced from 4 exons. The record is from RefSeq and is a predicted model, not a curated record.
CUGGGUCAUAUGUUCACAUAGCAUGUCAUAGUUGCCAAAUGUCAUCGUUGAAAGAUUGGUAUAAUCACUGCCGCGUUGCGCUUAUAAGUGACCCAAUAAAGCAUAUAAUAAAUGGCUUUCCUGGCGAGGAACCAUCCAAGGAGCUGACAUAUUUAGACAAUUUUUUCAAGGCAGAUUACACUUACAAUUGGGAGGAGAUUCACAAGUUGUUCUCAUUUCAGCAAUUGAAUCAUGUUGACUUUACAUAUGAGUUCGGUGUUAAAUGCGCAAUUAAAUUGCGUCCCAUAUGGCUUCACAGUGAACGAUACCUAGCUCAGUUGCUGCAACAGGAUUAUAUCCAAUUCGAAAAGAAUGUAAACUGGAUUCAGUCGGAAACAAUACUUUGGACCUUCCUAAAAGAAGAACAAACGGAAUCGAGUACGAUAAAAAAUAUUCUACUGCUAACAUCAGUUCUGGAGAAUGCUUUAGGAAAUGUUUACUUUACUUUAACAAAGAAAACUCCUCCUCACUUAUUCCGAGAUUUGCUUAAUACAAGUGAGUUGAAGAAGGUAUUCGGAGGAUUUCCGGUUUUUUUCCUGAAAAUCUUGUUGGGGACACCGAAUUGCGUGAAUAUUCGAAAUAUAGUGUGGCACGGGUUCCCUUCAACCGACGAAAUCCCCUCAUACUAUACAGCAGUUAUCAUGUUGUGCAUAAUUAGUUUCGGAAAGAUAUUACUCAAAGCAAACUUUGAGAUUGACAAAAGAGAUAAAAUUACAAAUUUAACAGAUUACUUCGAUGGAAUCGAGGGUUUUAUUGAUGAGAAGAAACUAGAAAGCAAAAUGGUUAACGUGACAUAUUUGAACAACAUAUUUUCCAAAAUACCAUCUUCACACAUUCCAAUUUGGAAACGAAUUUACAAGCUAUAUGAAAGCGAUAGCUUUAUAGGAUGUGUGCUGCUGUUGUUGCCCCAGAUGGAGCUAUUAUUCCGCAUAAUUUUUGGGAAUGUGAACUGCGUCGAUAUUUCGGCAAAGCGUGACGAGUACUAUAUAAUAUUAGACACCGUUUUCGAAGAAUAUCUUGAAAACGGCCGUUCAAGGAUUAAUGAGGUCUAUAGAGAAAUGGACUUGGGUGUAUUAAAAUUGAUACACGACAUAUUUAUCUCACCAUUUGGGCCUAGAAUACGUGAUAAGAUCAGCCAUGGCGAAGUCGAUUUGAAUACGUUGGACAAAAGGAUAUGCAAAACCCUCAUAUAUUUAUCACUCUGCAUAUUAAACGAAGAUGUUCAACUAGGUCCUUAUGAGAGUCAAUUCCAUCCUAAUUCAUCCCUUAAUAAAGACUUAAUCUCAACUGAGUUAACUAUAUUCAAAGUCAGAUCGCUUGAAGUCCCUGAGCAGUUACAGACAGUCUUAGAUUGGGAUUUGGCUGAAAAUCCAUCACCCUAUGCUCAUGGUUUAAGAAAAAUUCAACACGAAGAAAUAAAAAUUUUCUUUCGUCCAGAAAAAGAGCCUGAAAUUGUCACAUAUUUAACGAAUAUUAUUAAAUCAGUUGAUUUGGCUUGCUGUAAUCUAAUGGAAAGUUUCGAAGAAAGAUUUGAUUUAUUCGAAAAAAAACUAUUGAGAUCAAAACGUAGACAAACUUUGAUAAAAAUGCUACAAACACUACCAAAAGUUUGGUAUUUUUUAUAUGAUAUCCUGAAUAUUUCAAAUAAUAUUUUUGAUCGUCUUCAAAGUGAUGGAGAUGGAUUUCUCAGGGAGCACGGUAAUGAACUUUUAAGAUGUCUUAAACAUGUUUUGAAAUUUGCGGAGAAUAUGUCGAAAUAUUGCAAUAAAGCCAGCAACGUGUGGGAAAGAUGCGAAGCUCUGCAUUCGAAAUUUUAUGAGUUGUUGAAUAAACAUAAAAAGAUUUUAGUCUAAUAAAUUGCUUUUAUUGGAAAACAA